Daldinia loculata is the source of this 1696-nucleotide messenger RNA. RefSeq names its product putative alkaline phytoceramidase. The record is from RefSeq and is a predicted model, not a curated record. NCBI's taxonomy places the organism in Eukaryota, Fungi, Ascomycota, Sordariomycetes, Xylariales, Hypoxylaceae. Gene Ontology annotation, biological process: ceramide catabolic process; ceramide biosynthetic process. Bases 362 to 1297 code for a protein of 311 amino acids. The transcript has 8 exons. Gene Ontology annotation, cellular component: endoplasmic reticulum membrane.
AUACUCACAUGUUUUUUCUAGAUUAAUCCUGCAUCGUGCCUACGUAAGGGUAGGUAUAUGUAAUGUAAAUAGUACGGACAUAAGGUUCAGUAGGAUGUAAAGUACAUAACAUCAAUAAGAAUGGUUCGACGCUACCUUGAUUCUUACCGGAGUGCCGGAAACACACUUCUUCAACACUACCUACACAACUUACACAACCCAUUCCAUAUUUCUCUUCAUUCCUACCCGUCUGCUCAGACAAGCUCAACAGAGACACGUCCAUCCAUCUGUACAGAAACUCAUUCGUAACUUCAUAUAAUAGGACGAACUAGUUCCCUAACAACGACACUUGUAUUAUAAGCCGGUUUACCUACCUCGAAACAUGUCUGUGCAGAGCCUCAUCGAGGCUUUAAGCUUCCCUUACCAUGAACCUCGGCACGGUUUCUGGGGUGAGAAAACGUCCACUUUGAACUUCUGUGAGGAGGACUACGUUAUGAGUUACUAUUGUGCCGAAGUCUGCAAUACCCUCACCAAUGCUCUCUUCGUGUGGCUAGGCCUCAAGGGCAUCCGAGGGUGCAUCAAAUAUUCACACCCUCUGAUUUUCGUUGUCACUUUUGCUGGAUAUAUCGUGGUCGGCCUAGGGUCUACCUUUUUCCACGCUACUCUUAAGUAUCCUAUGCAACUGGUGGACGAACUUGCCAUGAUUUAUACGACUUGUUUCAUGUGCUUCGCUACGUUUACAUACGGCAGAUCUAUUCACUUUUCCUCUCUCCUUGGCGCCGGCCUUCUCUGGCUUUCAUGGUUUAUAACUACAAGAUAUUAUAAAACCAAGGAUCCUCAGUUCCACCAAGACGCCUAUGCGGUAUUGACCGCCACGGUGGUCUUCUCUAACAUGUGGAUUAUGGAGCGAACACUCCGGCCGGCCCUAAAGGCGAGAGAAGAAAGCAGAAAACGAGAGGCUCGCGCUCCGAGGUUGCCGACAACCAAUGAGAUGAUAAGACAGAUGUGGGUCUUAGUUGCGACAGGGCUCAGCGUAUUCCUCGGCGGUUAUCUUAUCUGGAACUUGGACAACAUGUACUGCAAUACGAUUCGUAAAUGGCGGCAUCAACUCCAGCUUCCCUGGGCAGUCGUCCUUGAAGGUCAUUCUUGGUGGCAUCUGAUGACUGGAAUAGGUGCAUACUUCUACAUCGUUUGGCGCAUUUGGAUCCACCGCUGUUUAGACGGCGACGAGGAUAAAUUUCAACUUGUCUGGCCCUCGAUCUUCCGGAUGCCAGAAGUAGUCGCCCUAGAGGACAUAACGGAUAAGAAAAAGCAAUAGAAAGCGCGCCAACCCUGCUGGACGAUCAGAGUACCUAGUACUCUUGCACGUACUCUUGCACACGCCCACCCGAGAACUCACUAUACUCCACAUAUGCUACUUAGCGAUAGACGGUAACGAUAGAUGACAGCGAUAGAUGGUAGCGAUAUCUGAUGUGAUUACAAGCGUACUCGAAUAGAGGUUAGACGACAUAUUCAUUCGGCGUUUACGGACAUUAGAGGCAGCACAUUGAGCGUUGAGUUUUGAUGACUUACAAAGUAUACACGAACGUCUACUUUAGGGUAUACUCUAAAGCCUGUCUAUAUGGAGCUUGAAAGCUCCAGGCUAGGCUAGAACCCUAAUAGAAUAAAUGGAAUAAGUUAAGUCAAUUCUAUUGGAUUGUAACUGUUACAUUGUGAU